AUGAGGCGCUCAGCACUACGGACAGUUGAGGUUGCGAAGCCACUCACCAGGUUUCCUCGUUCCGUGUCCAAAGGCUUCGCUACAGCCGCCAGCGAAACAACGACCAGGGAUCCAGGGGAAUUAGAACAGAUCACCACACUCUCAAAUGGAGUCCGCGUUGCGACAGAGUCGCUCCCAGGACCCUUCUCGGGCGUUGGGGUAUACAUCGACGCCGGAUCGCGGUACGAGGAUGAAAGUCUCCGGGGAGUCAGCCACAUUAUGGAUCGGCUAGCAUUUAAGUCGACAAAGUCGCGCUCUGGAGAUGAGAUGCUGGAGCUUCUUGAGUCGCUGGGAGGAAACAUACAGUGCGCGUCGUCCCGCGAGUCGUUGAUGUACCAGUCCGCCAGCUUCAACUCGACCGUGCCGGAAACUCUGGGCCUAUUGGCGGAGACGAUUCGUGAUCCAUUGAUUACGGAGGAAGAAGUAAUGCAACAACUGGCGACGGCGGAGUACGAAAUCAACGAGAUUUGGGCCAAACCAGACCUCAUCCUGCCCGAACUGGUUCACAUGGCCGCCUACAAGGACAACACUCUGGGAAACCCGAUAUUAUGCCCACGUGAGAGACUAGGGGAGAUCAACAAGUCCGUGGUAGAUCGAUACAGAGAGAUCUUCUUCAAUCCAGACAGAAUGGUCGUUGCCUUCGCCGGAGUGCCUCAUAAUCAAGCCGUCAAGCUUGCAGAACGGUAUUUUGGGGACAUGAAACAGAACAAGCUGACCAGUGGUCCGGUCUUGUCGGGUGCUGGGAUUGAAACAACUUUAUCUGAGUCCGAGUCUGCCACCAAAGAGGGCCAGGUGCCGACACUUCCUCAGUUCACGCCGACAUCGACUACGACGACUACGGCUACCUCCCCACAUGGCCAGUCGAAAAUUCUCUCUAAGCUUCCAUUUUUGAAGAAGCUCUCUCCUUCUAAUGCCAAGAACGAAUCUGUUACACCGCUGGACCCUUCAUUAGUGCAGCCGUCGAUGUUAGACCUGACACGGCCCUCUCACUACACCGGUGGAUUUCUCUCCCUUCCUCCUAUCCCCCCUCCCGCUAAUCCCAUGCUUCCUCGAUUGAGUUAUAUUCACCUCGCCUUCGAGGCUGUGCCCAUUUCAUCACCAGACAUUUACGCCAUGGCAACUCUCCAGACCCUGCUGGGAGGCGGUGGCUCCUUCUCUGCCGGCGGCCCUGGCAAGGGCAUGUAUUCUCGUCUCUACACCAACGUUCUGAACCAGUUUGGCUGGGUUGAGAGCUGCUUUGCAUUCAACCACAGCUACACGGAUAGUGGUAUCUUCGGUAUCUCCGCCUCUUGUAGCCCAACCCGGACCACGGACAUGCUUGAGGUCAUGUGUCGGGAGCUUCAUGCCCUCACGCGGGAUUCGGGGUACACGGCCCUACAGCCUCACGAGGUCAACCGGGCCAAGAACCAACUCCGCUCGUCCCUCCUCAUGAAUCUGGAGUCUCGUCUGGUCGAACUCGAGGACCUUGGUCGUCAGGUCCAGGUUCACGGGCACAAGGUCUCCGUCAAGGAGAUGUGUGAGAGGAUCGAGGCUUUGACUGUGCAAGACUUGCGAAGGGUAGCCAAGCAGGUCUUUGGCGGUUACGUACAGAACAAGGGAAAUGGUACUGGGAGGCCGACCGUUGUGCUGCAGGAAGGCGAGUUGGAGGGCUACCAGCUCCGCGCUUUUCCGUGGGAGGAGAUCAAGGAACGGAUUGCAAGAUGGAAUCUAGGGAGGAGGUAA
This is a messenger RNA of Monascus purpureus, 1761 nucleotides long. The record is from the annotation of a GenBank genome assembly. NCBI's taxonomy places the organism in Eukaryota, Fungi, Ascomycota, Eurotiomycetes, Eurotiales, Aspergillaceae.